AAUCAGCAUUCUCCGUAAGCUGAAGUGAGAACAUAUUAUACGAGAGAAACAGAGAUAGAAUUAUAAGAGAGAAGAAGAGAGGAAUCGUUCAGAAAGAGAGAGAGUCAUCGUGUUUGGUCACUAGGGCCCGCGAGUUGGCCGCGAUGCCACAUCGACGUGCAAUAUCGAGCAGAGAACAUCAGUGAAACCACACACUCCUUUUCCUGUUAAACCUGCGAACCCAACAGAGAGAGAAAGAGAACGAGGAACGGGAGAGAGAGAGAGAGAGAGAGAGAGGGAGAGUAGAAGAAGAGAGGAGAGUGAAGAGGGAAAGAGAAAGUGAGAGAGAUAGAAAGAAAAUUGUUUUUGAAAAAAAGUGAGGCAACAAGUAUUUCGAAGACUAAUUUUUGUCGUGACUGACAUUUUUGUUUUUUUCCUAUCUAUAAUUGUUAUUUAACGAUCACGGUGUAUAUUUUGUGAUAAAUAUAUCUAAUGGAAAAUAUAUCUUGAGAUAUAAGUGAGACAUUUAUAUAUAUAUAUCUAUAUGUAUAUGUAAGAAAUAUUUCUUUUGUAAAAGUUUGAUAAAGGAUAAUUAUUACGAGAGUAAGUAUAAUCGUAAUUGAUUGAAAAAAUUAGAGAUCUCUGGGUAUAAUAAUAAUUAAAUAAAUAUGACGUUGAAUCGUAAGAAAGAAUCGACAAAUACGGGAAGAAAAGAUUCCGGGGAAAGGAAGACGAUUAUGUCUACGAAUAAUAGUCGAAAUAAUACAGGAGAGAUGGCAUCUACGAGUGUUGUUGAAACAGUGGUAUCAUCUAGCAGCGUCCUUGAAGAAGCUCAAAGUUUUGUCGAGAGGGAAUCUAGAAGUAGUGUAAUUGAAAGUAGCAAUACCAGUCGGGAAGUUAUCAUGGAUUCUAAAGGUAAUGUAAUACGCGUGAUCGAAAGUUCAACACCGAUUCAAAAAUCUGGAAGGAGUAAUUUGACACAGAGGAAUGGUCAAACAUCAGAGGAUUUUUUAAUUCAGGAAAAGUUAUCCCUAAAACAACAGCAACAGCAACCGCAACAGCAACGUGGUCAUACUACUAUUGUUCAAGACAAAAGAUCCGAAAUGAUGUCAUCCUCAUCGAGUAGUCAAAUAUUUGAGACAAGUAGCAGUUCAUUGGAUCAAUGUGGUGUACAAGUGUCAUCCUCGACUAAUUCGAUCGAGACUAAACAAAUGAAUCAACAAUCUAAAGAAGAAAUAACGAAAAAUGGUGAGACCGUGAGCAACGUUAAAAGUAUACAAGAAUCCGCACAAAUGAUCGACGACAAUGGCAAAGUAUUGUCGUCUAAAAGUAGAAACGUAGAACACGAGACGACGAAAUUUUUACCGGCCGAACAACAACAGCGUUCACGUGUCGUACAAUUUAUCGAUGACGCCAGGGAAACGGGUGAAAGUGUUAGCCUUGAUAUUACGAACAAAUCAGGACGUUCAACAACCGUUUGGGACGGUACUUUUACGUACGAGGAACAAAGUUCACCGAGUCGAAUUCGUAAAAGUCAAGAAGACAUGCACGGCAAAAUGUUGGAUCGAACGAUCGACGAAAGAGUUGAUGCUGCUACCGGCAUUGAAAUCACCAACGGGUCAACCUCAAAUACGAUUAUUAAACAACACACUUCCCAGGAUACUUCGAAAUUAUCUAGCAGUAGUAGUAACACUGAUAUACGUCGUCAAAAACUUGGUGAUUCCACUUGGGAUGGUCGUUUCGUUUACGAGAAACCCAUUCAAACUAAAAGAAAAGGCAACGUAUCUGACAGCAGUGUUUUUAGGCAUGGCAAUCAGGACGAUAUCAUUGAAUCCACUCAACGCAGUGAUUACAAAGAAAAAUCAUUAGACGGUACGUAUGAAAAGGAAUCGUCCGAUGUCGUUAAUAUUCGGGAAGGUUCGACCGACACGUCGAAAUUUAUUUCGCAAGAAAAAAUCAGUAGCUCGAAGGAAUCACAAAUUUCUAUCGGCGAAUCGAAAUUAUUGAGACCCGGGGAUUCGAAUAAAAAUCUUCAAUUUGAUAAGCAACAACAAGGGAUCGAUAAAAUGAUCAGGCGAAGCGACAAACGUGACGUUGUCGAUGUUCAAGAUAUUUCGGAAGAACAAAAAAACGUUUCUAACGUGUCCGAAUACGUUUCAACAUCUUACGUUGUCGAAUAUGCUUCUUCUAGCGAUACUAAAAACGUCGAAUUGGUAAGUUCGGUAUCGGAAACGAUUCACGAAGAAGACGAAAAUAUUUCAAGAUCGGCAAUGAAAAAGGAUCGCAGUUACAAGCCAGGUGAAUCCACUUGGGAUGGUAGUUUCGUUUACGAAAAAUUGCCAUCUAAAGUGGAUCGUCACAGAAGAAGACCAACAAUGGACGAGACAUUUGUGAUUCGCGACGUGACUGAAGAUCAUUCGAUCAACGAGGCUGAUAUCUCAACGACGUCUUACAUAGUUGAACAUUCCUCGAGUCAACAAAGUUUCACUGACAUUAAGGACACGUCAUCGAUAGAAACCAUAGUUCAUCAGGUUCCACAAAAGUUCGUUGACAAGCCUGGUUCGUCGAGUUGGGAUGGUACAUUCGUAUUAGAAAAAUCGGAAGAUAUUAAAAAACAAGGAACGAAUAAAAUUGAAGAGAAGUACAGUGACGUAUCGAAAGUAGGGGAUAGCAGUAAAGUUAAUAUUUCAUUGGUAGACAGACCUAGGAAACAUGUGAGCGACGUUACUAUCGAUAUUCACGAUAAGACAUCCAACGAGACGUUUAACAACACGCUAACGCAACAAGAACACGUGGAAGAAACGUUAGAACGCAAGAUAAGUAGCCAUGACACUUACUACGACUCUUCCAACCUCGAUUUCUCUUCUACUUCCGUCGAAACGGUUGUCUUUAGAGAUGGACAACAACCAAACUUAAAGUCUAACGUUCAACGAACUAUCACGUUUGAGGAUAGACCUGAAACACCUGACACUGGAAGAAGACGUAUUACUGAAGGAUCCAACGAAUCAUUGCAUGUUCAAGAUAGAACUUAUCGACCUACCAAACCGGGUUCGUCCACUUGGGAUGGUUCAUUCGUUUAUGAAAAAUUCGAUGACAAAAAAACAAGUUCGAUUGUCACGAAGGAUACUCAAAACUUGACCAGUUCAAUUGAAAUCAACAAAACUAGUUCGACUAACGAAAUUAUUGACUCCUCGAAGACAAGAGAAGAUAUUAUUGACGAAAGAAGACACGUCAAACAAAUUCAAAGACCCCAAAGUCCAACAGAUAAAUUGACUCGUUCCUCGAAACCUGCUGACUCAACUUGGGAUGGUUCUUUCGUUUAUGACAAGACACCAACGACUUCAGUAACUUUGAAAGAUGUCUCUACAGAUUUGACCAGUUCAACGCAAGUUCGUACUUCAACGAGUGAAAUUAUUGAUUCGUCUAAGACGAUUCAUGAUAUUUCGGAUAAAACGAUAUUAAUUAAGGAAUCAAAAGGACCCGAUGACGCAGACAAAAGACCACAAAGUCCUGAAAAGAAAGACAGAUCUAUUCGACCAUCCAAACCUGGUGCAUCCACUUGGGAUGGUUCGUUCGUUUACGAAAAGCCGCAGGAUUUGAAAAAGAAACCAACGGACACUGACAAAUCUUUCUCUCCUUCUUCUCCCGAUCGCAAAAAAUCUGAAGAUGUCAAAGAUAAACCUACUUCUCGGGCACCAGUUGAUCAGCCAAUCGAAAAGACAACAAUUUCAACAUUCGUUGAAGAUUUUCGCGAUGUCCAGGAUACCAUUGAUGUCACUGAUUUUACUACCUUCAAAUCAGAUUUCAAGGAUAUCAGAAACGUCAGUGACGUAACUGAUGUUACUACGUUUAAAUCGGAUGUACAGAAUAUUAGCGAGGAACGUGUCAUCAACGAGUUUAUUACGGAUAUUCGCAAGGACACUUUGAGAGAUGUCACUAAAUCAACGAAAGAAUUUAUCGACACAGAGCAGGUGACUAGUAUGGUAGCUCGAGAUGUCGUCGACGACACUCGAUACGAGAAGAUCACCAGCUCAACUCCUAAAUCAACGACCGAUUCAACGAGAAAAACUUCUCCGGAAAGACUUGGUUAUCCCCAAGGAAUACCAGGAAUUCGGGAAGACGAUCGAACGAAACCAAUUCCAGCUGCUGGAAAACCAUCUCGUCCACAGCAACCUGAAAAAACUCAAACAGAUGAUUUCAAAAAGCCCGAUGGAAAAGUGCGAGAUUACGUGUCACCAACAAGAAAACAGCAACCAAUACCAGCAGCUGGUAAACCAAGUAGACCGAAAGAGAGAUCACCGAGUCCAGAUAAGUCUGAAAAAGUUGUUAAAUUGUUGAUUCGUCCAGAGGAUGAUAAACCAAUUGAAGAUAGACCCAGUUGGCCAGAGGAUAGACCAGCAGCAGGGAAACCAAGUCGUCCUGAUGAAAAACCAGCUGCAGGAAGGCCAAGUCGAUCUGAUGAAAAACCAGCUGGAAGAAAACCCAGUCAUCAUGAUGAGCCUGAUGAAAGAAUAAUUGAUGACAAACCUAGUUAUCCUGGUGAAAGACCAGCUGCAGGAAAACCAAGUCGUCCUAAACCAAGUCAUCUUGAUGAACCUGAUGAAAGAGUAGUCGAAGACAAGCCCAGCUAUCCUGAUUCUAGACCAGCUGCUGGAAAACCCAGUCGUUCCGAUGAUAAACCAACUGUUCCACUGAAACCCAGUCAUUUAGAAGAAAAGCCAGGAAAACCAAGACGCGGUGAUCAAACUCCGGACUCUUUAGAUGAAUCUGAAAUAACACCAACACCAUCGGAAAUUAUUUCACGUAUUCCAUUGAAGGAACAGUGCAUUUGUGAACUCUGUACUUGUGGACGUCAUCGUUGUCCACACAAUUUACCCCAAGAUCAUUUAGAAAUCCCACGGGAUGAACCAGUGUAUAUAGUUAGUUCGUAUAGGGAAGAAUUUGAUGAGAAACACGUAGAGAGACAACACAGAUACCAUCAUGAAGAUCACCUCCACAUGGAAGGUGAAUUUGUAGGAGAGAGACGUAGCGAUUACGUGGCCACUUAUGGUGAGAGAGCACCUGUAAGGAAACCGCAAGACCAUCUGAAACCCGAGGGUGAGUUUAUUGGAAGGCCAAAGAUAGAAGCACCAACCAGAGGUGAAAGGGCACCAACCAGAAAACCACAGGACAAUCUUAAACCAGAAGGUGAAUUUAUUGGAAGACCGGACGAGGAAACUCCUAAGUAUGGCGAACGUGCUCCAGUUGUCAAACCAAAAGACAAUCUCAGACCUGAGGGUGAUUUUGAAAGUUUGACUACAACAGAGCUGGUGUUUACCGGGGUACCCGGCGAACGUCCAAGCCCAGUACGUCGAAACACAUACACCAAGCUUGAGGGUGAAUUCUUAGAUGAAACAACAACUAGAUCAGAGUUUAUUGAUCAUCGUACUAUCCAACGCGCUGAAAUUAUUAGACGUACGGAUAACCUCACCGUAGGAGAGGGUGAAUUCACGGGGACCUCCCACUUGAAAGAGGAUUUCCAUAAAUACGAUGUCGUUGAACGGGAACCUAGACGUCAUCGUCCAGUUUACACAGAAGAGGAUGAUAGAUUUUAUAAUAAAACUGAAUUACUCGAGAGUACAACAACUACGCAUGAAGAAUAUAAAACAUUUGACGAAACUGAUUAUCUGAAUACUACUUAUAUAAGACGUGAUGAUAAUUUAAGACCGGAAGGACCGUUUGAUGGGGUGUCACACGUUAAGGAUGAUUAUAUUGUACCAGCAAUAACUCAUAGACCUGAACAGAAAAGACCUAAGGAUAACUUGAGACCGGAGGGACCUUUUGAGGGACGUCCAAGGGAUGAUUAUUCACCAAAACGUGCUGAGAGACCAGAAGUUAAAAAAGAUAAUUUACGACCAGAAGGACCAUUCGAAGGGAGACCUAGGGACGAUUAUAAGCCAACUCGUGGUGAUAGAGCUGAUGUGAAGCGUCCAGAAGAUAAUUUGAGAUCAGAAGGACCAUUUGAGGGACGCCCUAAGGAUGAUUAUAGUCCAAAACGUGCGGAAAGGCCAGAAGUUAAGAGGCCUGAGGAUAAUUUAAGACCAGAAGGGCCCUUUGAAGGACGUCCAAAAGAUGAUUACGGUCCAAAGCGUGCUGAAAAACCAGAAGUCAAGCGUCCAGAAGACAACUUAAGACCCGAGGGCUUAUUUGAAGGGAGACCUAGGGACGAUUAUAAACCAACUCGUGGUGACAGAGCUGAUGUGAAACGUCCAGAAGAUAAUUUGAGACCAGAAGGGCCAUUCGAAGGAAGACCUAAAGAUGAUUAUUCACCAAAACGUGCUGAGAGACCAGAAGUUAAAAGACCCGAAGAUAAUUUGAGACCUGAGGGUGUAUAUUACAUGCCAACCAGAGGCGAGAGAGCUGAUGUUAAAAGACCAGAAGAUAAUUUAAGACCUGAAGGACCAUUUGAGGGAAGGCCGAAAGAUGAUUACAGUCCAAAACGUGCGGAAAGACCAGAAGUUAAGAAGCCUGAGGAUAAUUUAAGACCAGAAGGGCUCUUUGAAGGACGUCCAAAAGAUGAUUACGGUCCAAAGCGUGCUGAAAAACCAGAAGUMAAGCGUCCAGAAGACAACUUGAGACCCGAGGGUGUAUUCGAAGGGAAACCUAGGGACGAUUAUAAACCAACUCGUGGUGACAGAGCUGAUGUGAAACGUCCAGAAGAUAAUUUAAGACCGGAAGGUCCAUUUGAGGGUCGUCCAAAAGAUGAUUAUUCACCGAAACGCACAGAAAGRCCUAAAGUAAUACGCCCUGAAGAUAAUUUACGGCCAGAAGGUGAUUUUGAAAGACCGGAAAAAUCCCCAGUUGGUCCAGCUGAACGUCGUUCGCCAAUCAAACACCCGGACAAUCUUAAACCCGAGGGUGACUUCACUGGUAGACCCAGAGAUGAUUUUAGACCAACGAAAGGCGAACGAGCUGACGUCAAAAGACCAGAAGAUAAUCUCAAACCUGAAGGUCCCUUCGAAGGCCGUCCAAAAGACGAUUAUGUUCCAGUUCGCGCUGAUCGUCCUGACAUUGUCAAACGCACCGAUAAUCUUCGGAUGGAAGGAGACAUUGAAACCUACAGGUCUCGUGACGAUUACACUGAUUUCCUUAUCCGUGAACGAGUUGAAGUUACAAAAUACGAGGACAAUCUUCGUAUGGAAGGUGUGUUCACUGAUACCAGAACCAGAGACGAUUUCAAAGUGGUCAGAGGUGAUCGAGCAGAUAUCAUACGUCACCCGGAUAAUCUCAAAUCCGAAGGACCAUUCGAAGGCCGUCCCAAGGAUGAUUACUCACCGAAAAAAGCUUCGCGUCCGGAGAUAAAAAGGCCGGAAGAUAAUUUGAGACCGGAAGGGCCAUUUGAGGGAAGACCUAAGGAUGAUUAUUCACCUAAACGUGCUGAGAGACCAGAAGUUAAAAGACCUGAAGAUAAUUUGAGACCGGAAGGGCCAUUUGAGGGAAGACCUAAGGAUGAUUAUUCACCUAAACGUGCUGAGAGACCAGAAGUUAAAAGACCUGAAGAUAAUUUGAGACCGGAAGGUGAUUUUAUUGGUCGUCCGAAAGAAGAAGUACCUAAACGUGGCGAGAGAGCUGACGUCAAAAGACCAAAAGACAAUCUACAUCCAGAAGGUGAUUUCGAUAGGCCGGAAAAAGUUCCAAUGGGUCCGAGCGAAAGAAGAUCUCCCAUCAAACAUCCGGACAAUCUUAAGCCCGAAGGUGAAUUUUUAUCGAGACCUAAAGAAGAGGCGCCAACAAAAGGUGACAGAGCUGACAUCAAAAGACCAAAGGACAAUCUAUAUCCAGAAGGUGAUUUCGAUAGGCCGGAAAAAGUUCCAAUUGGUCCGAGCGAAAGAAGAUCUCCCAUCAAACAUCCGGACAAUCUCAAACCCGAAGGUGAAUUUGUAUCGAGACCUAAAGAAAAGACACCAACGAAAGGUGAUAGAGCUGAAGUUAAAAGACCAAAGGAUAACCUCCAUCCAGAGGGUGAUUUCGAACGUCCUGAACAUGAAGAAUUUAGGCCAGCAGAGAGACCAGAGAUAAAGAAACCUAAAGAUAAUCUUAAACCUGAAGGCGAAUUUGAUAGACCACAGGUAAAGAAGUUUGGUCCUGCUGAAAAGAGGACACCAAUUAAACAUCCUGAUAAUUUGAAACCGGAAGGUGAUUUCCAAGGUAAACCUAUGGAAGAUACACCGAAACGCGGGGAAAGAGCUGACGUUAAGAAACCCAAAGACAAUUUACGCCCGGAAGGUGAAUUCGAUAGACCCGUCAAGUCUCCAGUCAAACCAGCCGAAAAACGUACGCCUAUCAAACAUCCGGAUAAUCUUAAACCCGAAGGAGAUUUUAUUGGUCGACCUAAGGAUGAUUUUAAACCUACCAAAGGUGAACGUGCUGAUGUUAAAAAACCUGAGGAUCAUCUUAAACCCGAAGGUCCGUUCGAAGGUCGUCCUAAAGAUGACUAUGUAACAAUUCGUGGUGAACGGGUGGACGUUGUAAAACGUACCGAUAAUCUUCGAAUGGAAGGAGACAUAGAAACCUACAGAUCUCGCGACGAGUACACUGAUUUUAUGAUACGCGAACGUGCCGAGGUUGUCAAGUAUCAGGAUAAUCUACGUAUGGAAGGUGAAUUCACCGAUGUAAGAACCAGAGACGAUUUCAAAGUUGUCAGAGGUGAACGAGUAGACAUUGUCAGGCACGAAGAUAAUCUGAGAAUCGAGGGUCCCUUCGAAGGUCGGCCUAAGGAUGAUUAUUCGCCAAAGAGAGUGACCAGACCGGAGAUCAAGAAACCGGAAGAUAAUUUGAAACCUGAAGGGGAAUUUGAGAGACCCGAGAAGGAAUCGGUUGGACCAGCUGAACGUAGAUCACCCAUUAAACACGAUGACAAUUUGAAGCCCGAAGGUGAAUUUAUUGGUCGUCCAAAAGAACAGGUACCUAAGAAAGGUGAACGCGCUGACGUAAAGAAACCGAAAGAUAAUUUGAAACCAGAAGGAGACUUCGAAAGGCCUGAGAAGAAGCCUGUUGGCCCGGCCGAAAGAAGAUCACCAAUAAAACACGCUGAUAAUUUGAAACUAGAAGGUGAUUUUGUUCAAAGACCGAAAGAAGUAAAACCUGGCAAAGGUGAUCGCGCUGUUAUUAAAAAACCGAAAGACAAUUUGAAAUCGGAAGGUGAAUUUGACAGACCAGAGAAAACAGUUGUUGGGCCUGCCGAAAGAAGGACACCGAUAAAACAUCCGGACAAUUUACGUCCCGAGGGUGAAUUCGUAGGUCGUCCCAAAGAUAAAACACCUGGUAAAGGUGAAAGAGCCGAUGUCACGAGACCCAAAGACAACCUUCGUCCUGAAGGAACAUUCGAGAGACCGGAAAAAAGUCCAGUCGGUCCAGCCGAAAGACGUACGCCUAUCAAACACGAAGACAAUCUUCAUCCCGAAGGUGAAUUCGUUGGUAGACCUAAGGAUGAUUUUACGCCGAAACGUGCCGAACGUCCUGUUCAAAAGAGACCGAAAGACAAUCUCAAACCGGAAGGUGAAUUUGUUGGCAAACCAAAAGAUGAUUACAAACCUGGCAGGCCAGAGAAAUCGGAGAUCGUCGUGCACCGUGACAAUUUGAAGAUGGAGGGCGAUAUUCACGUACACAGAUCGAGAGACGAUUACGUUACAACUUCGAGAAUCGAACGAACGGAUGUUAUUCGUAGAGAAGACAAUCUCAAAGUAGAAGGUGAAUUCGUCGAUAUUAAAAGACGAGACGAUUACAGAGUAACGCGUGGUGAACGUAGUGAAAUUAUUAAACACGAAGAUAAUCUUCGUCCGGAAGGUGACUUCGAUCGUCCAGAAAAGACCCUAGUAGGUCCUGCAGAAAGAAGGUCGCCUAUCAAACACCCAGACAAUUUGAAACCAGAAGGUGAUUUUGUUCAAAGACCGAAAGAAUCGUCGCCUGGCAAAGGUGAUCGUGCAGUAAUUAAGAAACCUAAAGACAAUUUGAAACCGGAAGGUGAAUUUGAUAGGCCGGAAAAGACAACGGUUGGACCUGCCGAAAGAAGGACACCAAUAAAACAUCCCGAUAAUCUUCAUCCGGAAGGAGAGUUCAUUGGUAGACCUAGAAAAGAAACUCCAAGUCGUGGGGAUCGUGCCGAUGUGAAGAGACCCAAGGAUAAUCUUCGUCCCGAAGGCGAAUUCGCUAAACGUACGCCGAAAAAAGUGGAACCAGCUGAGAAACGUGGCUUGAUCAAACACGAUGACAAUUUGCACGUCGAGGGAGAAUUUUAUAUUGUUCCGAAGGAUGAUUACAGUCCUCAGAAAGUAGAACGUUCACCGAUGAAAAAGCCUCAAGAUAAUCUCAAACCAGAAGGUGAAAUGCACAUCGUACAAACUUCGAAAGAAGAUUACAAGUAUACGAAUGGUGAAAGAAUUGAAGUACGUCGUCACGAGGAUCAUUUACGUAUGGAAGGUGAAUUGGAUGUCAGACGAUCUCGCGACGAUUACAAAAAGAUUACGAAAGUUGAGCGAGUGGAUGUCAAGAAAAGAGAGGAUCACUUGAAAAUCGAAGGAGAGUUCAUGGAUGUUCGAAGAAAAGAUGAUUACACUUACGUUGUUGGUGAUCGGGUGUCUGUUAAAAGACAACCUGAUCAUUUACGUCCCGAAGGAGACUUUGACAGACCUCAAAAGAGUCCUGUAGGUCCGGCCGAACGAAGAUCACCGAUCAAACAUCCUGACAAUUUGAAACCGGAAGGUGAUUUUGAGCGUAGGACGCCGGAAAAGAUAAAACCAGGUGAAAGACGUUCGCCCAUUCGUCACGUGGACAAUUUGAAACCCGAAGGCGACUUUAUAGGCCGUUCACGCGAGGAUUACACGAUGAAACGCGGGGAAAGAAGCGAGGUGAUCAGAAGGGAAGACAAUUUGAAGAUGUCAGGUGAUUUCCAAGGCACCAGCAUGCAAAAGUCGACUUAUACCGUAGUCCGUGGCGAACGUGCUGAGGUUAAACGUCAUGAGGAUAAUCUUAAAGUCAGUACCGAUAGUAUGGAGACCAAGACAACGAACAAGGACACGUUCACUCCAAUCAAGAAGGAUUUAUCGACCGGUGAUAGACAAAUAAGUCGAAGACGUCAUAUGGAAUCAUCGAUAAGUUUAGGUGACGAUACUAGCACCAUGAUAACAACCAAUCAGAAGAAUUACAACACGUAUACCAAACGUACUGGUAAAGAAGUUGCCGCACACAUCAGUAAUAUUGGAUCGGACACUUGGACUAGUGGCAGUGACGUUAAAAAGACAACAACAUCGGUUCAAUCGGAUCAACGUGUUUCUUCAGCUCAUACUGCACAUCAUCAGACAAUCAUUGACCGUCGUAACGUAUCAGCAAUUAGCAACGAACAACGCCACCAUACUACACAUCAUCAUCACCAACAACAUCAGCAGCAACAACAGCAACACUUGAGCGAACAUCAGCAAAGAAUCUACUCAUCAAACGAACAACAACACUCCAGAUCCCAAAAUGUAGUUCAAUCCCGACGUAUAAUAGAAGACAGAUCGAUGGAUCAUCAAUCAUCUCGUCACGGCCAGAUUGUUAAAGAUAGCAAACAGAUUCAAGAUACGCAAAGACAGAUUCAGGAUAGUAAUAAACGGGAUUACGUUAAUUCGAUGCACGUUGAUAAACGUCAGACCACGAGUGGUCAGACGAGAAAUACUAAGCAACACGAACAACACACGAUUUCUAGCCAAGCCAGAUACAAUGGUAACCAAGCGAGUAGUUCGGAAUUCAAACAAGCAAUCACCGGAUCUUCUGUCAUCGAUAAUACUCAAGAAUCUCAAUCGUCCUAUCACAAGACGUCGCAUCAUAGAAAAAAUAUCAUUUCAUCGUCGUCUACAGAUGUAACAAAUUCUGUCCUCCAUCGUCGCAGUGGCGUGACAACGUCAACCGAAGCACUUCAUACAAUUUCCUCGACUGCUGCCGAUCAGAAAAAGAGUUUAUCGAAUUUAGCAGAGAGUGGACAAUACAUAAGCAACUCGAGUCAAAGCAACGACAGACGCAGUUACACUUCGAUGCACCGUAACAACAAGGAAGCCAAUCCUUGGGCAUCCUCGACUUAUGAGAGACCUCAGAGAAUCGUUAGACAGGAUAAUUUAACUGUCGGUGGUAAAUUUUAUUCUCAAAGCGAGGCCAAAACUUAUGGCAACUUCGCGAGCAAUCAAAAAAUCGAAAGAGUACACAGGCAAGCCAAUGUAUCCCAUAUAAAAUUAGGCGAUGGCACUGCUGUUACAUCGAGCAUGUAUAAAAAAGAAUACUCGCCAAAACACAAGGGUCCCUGUCCUGCAUCCCUCAUUGAAUCCAAACAAACACCCUUUAAACAUACGCGUGACACCCCUAAACACAAAUUUUACAUGCCAGUUGUUUCCAAUUAAACUCUCUCGAGUUUACGACGAAUCUCUCCAGCAUAGUUUUUGAAAAAGAAACUAUGCGUGUUUGGGGUUUUUUCGUCUUUUCUUUUUUUUUUGUUUUGUUUAAAUUACAUUUAAGAUAAUCAUUUUUUACCUAUGACCACGAAUAAUCAACGAAAUAUUUGCAGAAUAUUUAAUCGAAGGUGUGCUCCAAUUAAUCCAUGACAUAUUUUGUACGAAACUAGAUGGGGGCUGAUUCAAAGUGAAAAAUAAUUAUUGAUUGUGAUAAAAACCUAUUUUUUUCUAUUGAACUUUAUCUGUUAUAAUA
Molecule: messenger RNA, 12690 nt
Organism: Polistes canadensis
Lineage: Eukaryota; Metazoa; Arthropoda; Insecta; Hymenoptera; Vespidae
Gene: Sdb
Product: titin
Exons: 9
Coding region: 648-12386 (3912 amino acids)
Biological process (GO): microtubule anchoring
Cellular component (GO): axonemal microtubule; cytoskeleton; sperm flagellum
Molecular function (GO): microtubule binding
Source: RefSeq, a predicted model, not a curated record